AUGGCCUAUUCCUUAGUUAAGGAAUCAUUGUUCUGUUUCUGCUGCCGUUUGUUUGGGGUCGUCGAUAAAGCUGGAUUCAACAGCAUUAAUGGUUUCAAAAAGUGGUGGAAACUAAAUCCCAAAGUUUUAGAACAUGAAUCUAGUUCAGCACAUAAUGACAACUUCAAUAAAUGGAAAUCUUUGGAGGUAAGACUUCAAGUUGGUGCAACGAUCGACAAGCAAGAACAAAAUAUGAUUGUUAAAGAAGAGCAGAAGCUGAGACUAGUACUGGUCAGGAUACUGGAUAUUAUCAGAUUUCUUGCUAAACAAAAUCUGGCCUUGCGAGGUCAUAGAGAAAUCAUGAAAGAAAAUGACGCUGAAAAUAGAGGCAACUUUCUAGGACUCGUUCAUCUUCUUGGCAAGUACGACCCGGUUCUUUGUGAACACCUUACAAAGCUGAAACUGCAGAAGAAAGCUAGAGAAAAUGGAAAGAUUGAAUAUUCCAUAUCAUCAGGCAAUGAAAACGGCGACUUCGAAAUUACGAAAAACGGAACAAUAUUCACAAAGAGGCAUCUGGACAGAGAAAAUCAAAGUUUGUACAACUUGCUUGUUAUUGCUACUGAUAAGGCGCCUAUUCCAGAAGACAGGUUAUCAUCAUCAGUUCAGGUGACAAUAGUUCUGAAGGACGUGAACGACAUGUCCCCCGAAUUCAUCACGCCCAACGAAACGACUGUGGCUGAAAAUAUCCCUAUCAACACUGUGGUGAUGGCCAUAAAAGCUGUCGACAAAGAUGAAGGAAGAAACGGUUACAUCGAGUACUCCCUGUCGGAUGAUCCGGUUAUCAAUGGAAUUUUUUCACUGGGUCCUGUUGAUGGUCUUCUCAAAGUUGCUGGAAGGAUUGAUAGGGAGACGACUAGUAACUAUACGCUAAUAGUACAUGCUAAAGACAGAGGCGAUCCACCCAAAUCGACACAAGCGAAGAUCUUUGUAAGGGUCUUGGAUGAAAACGACAACAGCCCAGUGUUUGAUCCUAAGCAGUACAGUGCCUCAAUAUCCGAAAAUGCCUCAAUUGGCGCUAGCGUAUUGCAGGUUUCUGCCACCGACAUCGAUGAUGGGUUCAAUGGGAGGGUUCGAUAUUCGAUCAUAUCUGGAGACAUUAAUAGAGAUUUCAGCAUAAUUGAAGAUACGGGAGUCAUUCGUGUGGCAAAGAAUCUGAAUUAUGAACGCAAAUCUCGAUACACUCUCAUCGUGAAAGCGGAGGACUGUGCAGGUAACUAUUAUUUCAGAAUCCUUCACCUUCCACGGAACAUUCACGUUGAUGCAAUGUCAUAA
This is a messenger RNA of Acanthoscelides obtectus, 1311 nucleotides long. NCBI's taxonomy places the organism in Eukaryota, Metazoa, Arthropoda, Insecta, Coleoptera, Chrysomelidae. The record is from the annotation of a GenBank genome assembly.